This is a messenger RNA of Melospiza georgiana, 2035 nucleotides long. RefSeq names its product leucine rich repeat LGI family member 3 (gene LGI3). Gene Ontology annotation, molecular function: protein binding. NCBI's taxonomy places the organism in Eukaryota, Metazoa, Chordata, Aves, Passeriformes, Passerellidae. Gene Ontology annotation, cellular component: synaptic vesicle. The transcript has 8 exons. Bases 203 to 1855 code for a protein of 550 amino acids. The record is from RefSeq and is a predicted model, not a curated record. Gene Ontology annotation, biological process: regulation of exocytosis.
CCUCCCGCAGCAGCUCCCGGGCAUGGUGUGCUGCAGAGCCGCGGGUCAGGCGCCCGCAGCCUCCGCCGCUUCUCCUCCACACUGAAAUCCCCAGAAGAAUUAAAAAAAAAAAAGAGGGGAAAAAAAAAAAAAGGUUUUUGCACAGCUGCCGGGCAUUGGGAGCAUCUCCCGGGAUCGAGCAGGGAUAUCAGGCCAGGGAGUGAUGGAGCUGCGGCGCUGGAGGAUGCCCAGGGAGCAGCUCCCCGCUCUCCUCCUCCUCCUCCUGGCCGUGGCCUGGCUCUGGCUGCCGGCGGAGGGGCGGCGGCCCCCCCGGCCUCCCCCUUGCCCCCCGAGCUGCUCCUGCACCCGGGACACGGCUUUCUGCGUGGACUCCAAGGCCGUGCCCAAAAACCUGCCCCCCGAGGUCAUCUCGCUGACCAUGGUGAACGCGGCUUUCACGGAGAUCCGGGAGGCGGCCUUCGCCCACAUCCCCUCCCUGCAGUUCCUCCUCCUCAACUCCAACAAGUUCACGCUGAUCGGGGACAACGCCUUCGCGGGGCUCUCGCACCUGCAGUACCUGUUCAUUGAGAACAACGACAUCCAGGCACUCUCAAAGGCCACUUUCCGCGGGCUCAAGUCCCUGACACACCUCUCCUUGGCCAACAACAACCUGCAGACGCUGCCACGGGACCUCUUCAAGCCGCUGGACAUCCUGAGUGACCUGGACCUCCGUGGCAACUCGCUGGCCUGUGACUGCAAGAUCAAGUGGCUGGUGGAGUGGCUGGAGAGCACCAACACCACGGUCCCCGCCGUGUUCUGCAGCAGCCCCGGGCAGUUCGAGGGACAGCGGAUCCGGGACCUGGCGCUCGGUGACUUCCAGUGCAUCACCACAGAUUUCGUGAUGCACCAGGUCCUGCCCUUCCAGGCGGUGUCGGCCGAGCCCUUCACCUACGCCAGUGACCUGUACGUGGCCCUGGCCCAGCCCAGCGCCAGCAGCUGCUCCAUCCUCAAGUGGGACUACGUGGAGCGCAAACUCCGCGACUUCGACCGCAUCCCCGCUCACUCGGCAGUGCACUGCAAGCCCAUCGUGGCGCAGGAGCAGCUCUACGUGGUGGUGGCGCAGCUCUUUGGCGGCUCCUACAUCUACCGCUGGGACACGGCCGUGGACAAGUUCAUCAAGAUCCAGGACAUCGACAGCCAGAAGAUCCGCAAGCCCAACGACAUCGAGGCCUUCCAGAUCGAGGGCGACUGGUACUUCGUCAUCGCCGACAGCUCCAAGGCGGGCUCCACCAGCCUCUACCGCCUCAACCAGAACGGCUUCUACUCGCACCAAGCCCUGCACGCCUGGCACCGCGACACCGACGUGGAGUACGUGGAGAACGACGGCAAACCCCGGCUGAUCAUCUCCAGCAGCUCCCAGGCGCCCGUCAUCUACCAGUGGAGCCGGGCCCAGAAGCAGUUCGUGCCUCAGGGCGAGGUGGGCGAGAUGCUGGACGUGCAGAUGGUCAAGCACUUCAGGGCCAAGCGGGAGCAGUUCCUGUGCCUCAGCCGCUACAUCGGCGACUCCAAGGUGGUGCGCUGGGAAGGGCAGCGCUUCGUGGAGGUGCAGACGCUGCCGUCGCGUGGCUCCAUGGUGAUGCAGCCCUUCGCCGUGGGCCAGCGGCAGUACCUGGCGCUGGGCAGCGACUUCUCCUUCACCCACGUCUACCUGUGGGAGGAGGAGAAGCAGAAAUUCGCCAAGUUCCAGGAGCUGUCGGUGCAGGCGCCGCGGGCGUUCCGGGCCGUGCCGGCGGCCGACGUGCAGCUGCUGCUGGCGCCCAGCUUCAAGGCCAACACGCUGGUGUACCGGCACGUGGUGGUGGACCUCAGCCUGUAGCUGGCACCCCGAGAGCCACCGGACAUGCAUGAGCCCACCGCGCCUCGUCCCACCCCACGUGCCGGCCCUCCGCCUUCACCCAGCCCCACGGUGCCUCAGUUUCCCCACGGUGCUCCCGGGUUCACGCUGUGGGACGCCCCUUGCGCUGCAGAGCGUCACCCCUGGGGGGUGGAGAGGGUU